This is a messenger RNA of Dicentrarchus labrax (European seabass), 1034 nucleotides long. It is a transcript of the gene tmem17, whose product is annotated as transmembrane protein 17. The transcript is spliced from 4 exons. Gene Ontology annotation, cellular component: ciliary transition zone. NCBI's taxonomy places the organism in Eukaryota, Metazoa, Chordata, Actinopteri, Moronidae. Bases 134 to 790 code for a protein of 218 amino acids. The record is from RefSeq and is a predicted model, not a curated record. Gene Ontology annotation, biological process: non-motile cilium assembly.
GAACGCGAGAUUUCUUCGGUAUCCAGGGAGACGACGGCGGCGUUGUGUGUCUCUGCAGUGAGGAAGAGGCUGUGUGUGUGUGUUUCCUUCUCCUUCAGGGGAUGUUUGCGUUAACCGGAGAGCAUUUUACACGAUGGACCUGCCGGAGACGCUCAGAAAACGCUUAGAGGACUUCUCUCGGAACGUUUUGUUUGACCAGAGUCGGACACAACCUCUCACCAAGGAGAACGACCCGUUUUCUCCUCACGACAAGCGGGUCCUGUCCAGUCUCCACCUCCAGAUGUCUCUGUACUUUAACAUGUGGUUCUUCCCCUUGUGGUGGAUCAGUGAAACUACAAUGCUGCACCUCAAGUAUCCCGCCCUGCCAGACUACUACAAGUUCAUCCUCGUCACUGUUCUCAUCGUGAUGACUCUGAUCGAGGCCAUUAGACUCUUUCUCGGUUACACUGGGAACCUUCAAGAAAAGGUGACACAUCACUCACACAAACAUAAAGAUAUAACAACAUACACAAACGUGCGAGGCAGAGGUUUUUUAACUCCUGUAACGUCUGUGUUUUUGGGGGGGGAGGUCCCAGAGUUGGCUGGAUUUUGGCUGCUGAGCAUCCUGCUGCAGUUUCCACUCAUCCUGUUUCAGCUGUUCAACGAAGCCAUUCUCAUACUGCCCCUGGAGAGGGGGGUCCACAUAGUUCUCGCCAUAUUCAUACUCACACAGGCUCUCUCUGGUUUUGUGGCGCUCCGAGACAUGGUCAAACACACAGAAAGCCAAUUUCACCUCCGACAGUUUGACUGAAUUCUGACGCUCCUGCCACAUCUGGACCCACCAGGACGUAUUCGUACUUCCCACCUCACAGACAACAAAAAAAUAAUGUGUCACUUUUUGUAUUACAUGUAGUAUAUGCGAUAUUUCCUCCCCAGGAUGGAUCAUUAAAGAGAGAAACAUCUGAACAUAUUUAUUUUUGUAUUUUAUUAACAAUGUAUUCCACGGGAUUGUAUUUUUGUUUUUGUUGGAAUAAAUAAAAUCUACAUAACAAGCA